Puntigrus tetrazona (Sumatra barb) is the source of this 3193-nucleotide messenger RNA. RefSeq lists its product as uncharacterized. Lineage: Eukaryota; Metazoa; Chordata; Actinopteri; Cypriniformes; Cyprinidae. Gene Ontology annotation, molecular function: GTP binding. Bases 742 to 2220 code for a protein of 492 amino acids. The record is from RefSeq and is a predicted model, not a curated record. The transcript is spliced from 5 exons.
GAAGUUAAUGGUUUUCUCUUCCUCAGUAAACGUAAGACUCAACGUUCUCUACACUCCUCGUCACUCAGUCAACCUGCUCAUCUCCCCAAGCAUUAGUCCGAACUCUAUGAAGACGGAAACCAUGACCAUAUUUGCUUUUGAGAAACACACCCCGGAGUAAAGUUCGGACAAGAGAAACUCUGACAGGAAGGGAGGGAUUGUUUGUUUGUUCUCGACAGAUAUUAGUUGGAAACGGUGCUGUACGGCUGAUACAAGCUUUGGAUCCUCUGAGUCACUGCAUAUGAACACAGUUGGAGUGUUAAAAAUGAUCCUGGCUUUUCCAAGCUUUUUGAUGCUGGUGGAUAGUGGCCAUGAUCCUGAGGCUCUUUUAAUCAUGUUUGCAAGAUCUGCACUUAAAAAAGACUUAAUAGUGGAGAUCUGAGCCUGAGGUUUGUUGAUGUGCCGCUGCUGCAGCCUCCUCCAUCUCCUGGAGAUCCUGGUCGGUAUACUCCUGCUCAAACAGAUAAGGAUGUUCAAAAAACUCAAGCUCUUCUUCUCAGUGAAAUCUUCAUCAUAACUUCUCAAUUUAGACUUUUAGUUUGUUACCAAACUAAAACUGUUUAGUUUUGCUCUAUCCUUGUUCGUCUGUUCUCUGGAGACUCUACUCAGUGAAUGCGUCUCACGUCAUACGGCGAGUCAGAGGUCAGCCACGGAAGCUGGAACUUGACUCAAAUAGACUGACUUCAUCAACAGACAAGGAUCAUGAAACAGAGAAAGAUCAUCCUUCUUGGGAAAACAGGAGAGGGCAAAAGUAGUGCUGGGAAUACAAUUCUCAGAAGAGAAGUAUUCGUCUCUAAAGCCUCAGCUAAUUCUACAACAAGUCAGUGUGUAAGUGAAGAUGGGAUGGUUGAUGAAAGACAGAUCACAGUGAUCGACACACCUGGAUUCAUCGACACAGAUCGUGACGAUGAAGAGACUAAAUCUAAGAUUGUGAAAGCUUUGACUGAAUGCGCUCCAGAGAUUGAUGCCUUUGUCGUGGUCCUUAAGAUUGGAAGAUACACAAGACAUGAAAAUGAGGUGUUUCAGCAAAUUCUGAACCUAUUUAAAGAGGAUGUCUUAAAACACACAGUGAUCUUGUUUACAUUUGGUGAACAACUAGAAGGCCAGAGCAUUGAAGAAUUUGUGAAGGUCAAUGAAAAGCUACAGGAGCUGGUUAAAAAAUGUGGAGGUCGCCGUCACGUCAUCGACAACAAAUACUGGAAAAACUUUUCAGGAGACAAAAGCAACCGAGUUCAGGUGAAAAGUCUGCUGGAGACCAUAGACAAGAUGGUGGAAGAAAAUGGACGCUACAGCAAUGAGCUCCUCCAUACAGUCGAGAGAAUCAUUCAAGAGGUGAUGAAAAUAAACGGAGGCAAUCGAGAAGAAGCAAAGAAAACUGUUCAUGAACAAAUCAUGAAGCAAGUAGUAGGAGCAUCAACAGGAGUUUUGAUCGGUGCUCUUCUGGGAGCAGUUGUUCCAGUACUUUCAAUUCUGGCUGUACUAAAAACAUUUAGCUCUUUAGAGGAACUGUUAAAAUCCAAAGUAGUAGGUGCAGGUGGAGCAGUGAUAGCAGGUGGAGCAGUGAUAGCAGGUAGAGCAGCGGCAGGUGGAGCAGCGGCUGGUGGAGCAGCGGCAGGUGGAGCAGCGGCAGGUGGAGCAGCGGCAGGUGGAGCAGCGGCAGGUGGAGCAGCGGCAGGUGGAGCAGCGGCUGGUGGAGCAGCGGCAGGUGGAGCAGCGGCAGGUGGAGCAGCGGCGGCAGGUGGAGCAGCGGCAGGUGGAGCAGCGGCGGCAGGUGGAGCAGCGGCAGGUGGAGCAGCGGCAGGUGGAGCAGCGGCUGGUGGAGCAGCGGCUGGUGGAGCAGCGGCAGGUGGAGCAGCGGCUGGUGGAGCAGCGGCUGGUGGAGCAGCGGCUGGUGGAGCAGCGGCAGCGGAGAUGGGCGCAGCGGUUGCAGGAGGCACUGCAGAAGCAGGAGCAGCAGCUGGAGGCGUAGGGGUUAGCACAGGUGUGAUCGCAGGAGUUCUCGGAGCUGCAGCUGUUGCAGGAGCUGUUGGAGGAGGAAUCACCGGAUGGAAAGCAGCAGAAGACGCUGAUUCAGUGUGUGACGCCAUGUACAAGUCAGCGAAGGCUAACUAUGAGAAUGCAAAAGCUACACUUGAGAAAAUAGAAGAACUUGUUGAAAAAAUCAUGAAACAGAAAAAUUGAAAAAUAGAUAUUUAGUUGAUUUGUAUCCAGAAAUAACAAUCUCAAGCUUUGUUACCUAUAGUUAACUAUAGUAUUAGCUAUAAUAUUAUAUUUCACUUUAGGGAAUAAACAUUUGAUUUUUAUUUUUAAACCUCACAGUUCUAUUGUGUUGCAGUCACGUGUUAAUUUUGGUGUUCAGUUUCCAGUAAAUUUAGCAUAUCGAUAUGGCCUUGGUCUCUUCUUAAGUUGAAAUAGAAUAUAUAUUAAUAUAGAAGAGUGUUUUUGAUUAUUGUAAAGUCAGUGAAAAAGGAUUUUAUAAUUGUUUGUAAAAUAAUAUACCCUCUUUAAAAGUACUACUUUUCAACAGAGCCUGGAUGUUUUCUAUACUUCUUGUUUGUUAUAGGCUACGCUAUGCAUAAGGUUCAUAAUCCAGUUUCAUUGAUGAGUUUAUUCGGUAAUUACAUUCAACAUCUUCUUUCCAACUUGGUGUUCUUUACAAUUAUUGCCAAGAAGUGUAAUUUAUCCAAAAUAUAAAGGGUACAAUCAUAAAAAAAACUCUUCUGGCUAUGCCAAACAAGUUUUGUUACAUCCAUGGCAUGCACAAAUCAUUUUAAAUAAUUUUAAGUUAUGUUUAACGAAUCCUCAGCCCUUGCCAAUAGUAACCCCCAAAACACUAACAUACCAGAAACCGUUUUCAAUAUAAAUAUUAAAGAGCAUUGAACAUAAACAAGUCUACCAAUUUGAUAAUUGCAACGAAAAAUCCUUAGUAGCACAAAUAAAAUCAUUUAUAUACUCUCAACUCAAAUAAAUUAAGUAAAGUGGUUGUAAAGAACUGUGUUGAAUUACUGUAAUUUUCCUGUGUUAAAUAUUGUUUUUGGCCUACUUAAUUGAAACAUGUUAUGAAAAUACAUUUAACCUGUCAGAUUAACAAAAAGCAAUCGUUUAAAUGGGAAACCUAACAUGAUGAUAUUAAAUAAAACAUUACUAAACCGAA